Colletotrichum abscissum is the source of this 198-nucleotide messenger RNA. RefSeq lists its product as uncharacterized. Lineage: Eukaryota; Fungi; Ascomycota; Sordariomycetes; Glomerellales; Glomerellaceae. The record is from RefSeq and is a predicted model, not a curated record. The coding region runs from base 1 to 198 and encodes 65 amino acids. The transcript has 3 exons.
AUGACCCGUGGCAACCAGCGCGACAAGGCCCGUGAGGCUGCUCAGAAGAAGGCUGCUUCUCAGAAGAAGGGAAACUCCAUGAGCGGCACGGAGAUGCAGCGUGCAAAGGAGUCUGCUGCUGAGAUUAUGCGGCAGAAGCAGGCCAACGCUGAGGCCAAGAAGGCAGCAGAGGCAGCAGGAGGGUCGAAAAAGAAAUAG